AUGGCGGCGGGGGACGGCGGCGAAGAUCGGCUGAGGGCGGUGAGCUUCGCGGCCGGGACAGCGGCGUUCAUGGCUUGCAUUGAGCGAGCAUUUAUGGUGUCUGUGUUCAUGCAUUGGCGAGUGUGGGCGUUUCUUGCCUUGAAUCUCUUGCUCUUAGCCAUUCUCUUCACUUCCAAAUCGCAAAACACAGAAUCCAGCCAAAUCCAAUGCAAAAAUGGAGGUGAUGAAGCGGAGGUCAAGAGGAGUAAGAAGACUAGGCAUAGGCAGCGCAAGCAACUGUUGCUUCCGACUGAGAAAUGCGUUGUGGCGGAGACAGAGGAGGCGCCGCCACCGCCACCGCCGGAAGUUGAAGUUGAGAAUGAGAUUGAAGGAAAGUUGGAUGAAUAUGAUGAGCUAUCGGAGGAGGAAUUGAAGCAGAGAGUGGAGAAUUUCAUUGCUAUGUUUAGGCAGCAUUUGAUAUGUGAUGCUAAGGGUACCCAAAUUGUGGGAUGUGCUAAUGUUAUUGCUUCUCGUGUAUAUUGA
Molecule: messenger RNA, 522 nt
Organism: Salvia splendens (bonfire salvia)
Lineage: Eukaryota; Viridiplantae; Streptophyta; Magnoliopsida; Lamiales; Lamiaceae
Exons: 1
Coding region: 1-522 (173 amino acids)
Source: RefSeq, a predicted model, not a curated record